CCGAAUCUCAGUUGGACUCAAAUUAGGUACAAAUUUUUCUCAUCAACUCUUUUGCUUCCUUCAGUUCUGAUCAAUGAAGAAAUUCAUGUGUUUUCAACCAAGUUUUUCAUUGAUGAUGAUGAUGGAUUCUUUCUCAGCUGCAAUCGAACCUUUUUUUGAAAACCAGUAAUCUUUUUUCCUGUUUCGAUCUCUGUGUUUUCGACUUUUCGCGAUGAAUUGCGAGUUACGCAGAGUUGUAGAGAAAUCUCCUUGUGGUAGGUUUAUUAGAUACAGUGAUAUGUUGGGUGGAGGGGCUUAUAAAGAAGUGUACAUAGGGUAUGAUCGUGUUGAGCAAAUUGAAAUUGCUUGGAACCAAAUCGUAGUAGAUGAAGCAUUAGAAAACCCUGAAAAGUUGUUCGCUGAGGGUAUUUUGUUGAAAUCGUUGAACCAUGAAAGGGUUAUGAAGUGUUUCUGUUAUUGGUUCGAUUCCAAGUCCAAAAUUCUUAACAUGAUUACAGAGUUAUUCCCUUCCGGUAGCUUGAAAAAGUAUCUUGCGAAUUCUGAUAGUAAUGGUGCUGAUUUGGUGAGUAUUAAAAAUUGGGGCAGGCAGAUUCUUGAAGGUUUGAGCUUUCUCCAUUGCCAAAACCCUAAGAUCAUCCAUCGAGAUAUUAAGUGUGACAAUGUGUUUGUUGAUAGUGGUGGGAAGGAAAUUACUCUUGGAGAUUUUGGGUUGGCGAUUCGUGUUAUGGAGGGUAAGUUUGUGAAAGAGAAAGAGACUAAAGGUACCCCGGAAUUCAUGGCUCCAGAGUGUUACGAUGGAGAAUACAACGAGUUGGUUGAUAUAUAUUCAUUCGGAAUGUGUCUUCUUGAGAUGGUUACUGGUGAAUAUCCGUAUAUGGAAUGUAGCAAUGGGAUUCAAAUAUUUAAGAAAGUGUACACUGGUGUAAAGCCUGCGUCUCUCGGAAAGGUGAAGGAGUCUAGAUUGAAAGAUAUUAUUGAGAAAUGUAUGCUUCCCAUGUCUGUUAGGCCAUCUGCAGAAGAGUUGCUGAAAGAUCCAUUCUUUUUAUACAACGAUGGAUCAUCAACAUUGGAGGCUUGUGCUCCUGCUGCUGCUGCUAGUUUUGUAAUUAGUCAUCCUUUGAGGGGAUUUCAUUGUUGUGCUAGGGAUAUUAGGAAUUUAUGUUUGGUGUGAUGAUCGGUAUAGGAUGAAUCUCACGCGUUCUAGUUUUGGAUUGAUUGAUUCUUUGUUAGAGUAAUGA
Messenger RNA from Solanum stenotomum, 1238 nucleotides. Its product is annotated as serine/threonine-protein kinase WNK8-like. Bases 212 to 1171 code for a protein of 319 amino acids. Lineage: Eukaryota; Viridiplantae; Streptophyta; Magnoliopsida; Solanales; Solanaceae. The record is from RefSeq and is a predicted model, not a curated record. Gene Ontology annotation, biological process: protein phosphorylation; intracellular signal transduction. The transcript has a single exon. Gene Ontology annotation, cellular component: cytoplasm. Gene Ontology annotation, molecular function: ATP binding; protein serine/threonine kinase activity.